CAUAAGUUAAUUCUGAUCAUAAUCCAGGAACCAUUACACAAACAAUUUCCUCAUACCAGACCAUUUCCUGGUUGUUUGAUUUCAAACAAAAUGAUCUUCCGUGUGGAAAACAGCCAAAUAGAAAAGGGUUAGAGAGAGUGAAAGGCUGUUGGUAUUUAUUCACAGUCUUUGUGUGGAGAGACGAACACAUUCACCAUGUUGCUCUGUCUGCUGCUGCUGCUCGUCUGCAGCGCCCAGGCGAGUCAUUUUUACGGGACAGUGAUGACCUACUACCCAAACAACAUGAACUCACCUGGAUCUUUCACGGUGGUCCUUCGCUAUAAGCUGACCUUCCACGAAUGCACAACGAAUGACCAGUGGGACUGCCUCAGUGGGGUCUGUGGGACCGAGAAUACCGUGCUGAAUGUUGUCUUGGACAAUGGAGACUGGUGUCAGAGAGAGGGAAUCAUGACUCGAACAGUUUCCACUAAUGCUCCGUUUCAGCUGCAGUUGGACGGUGGUAACUGGAUCAAUAACAUCAGAAAUGGCAUUGUAAAUUGGAGAGCUGUGACUCUGGUGGACUUGAGAAUCCGGUCAGACAUCAACCAAGCCAACACGCCCCCCCAGACUACCAUAAUACCAGUUGUGAGAGUUCCUUCAAACUGUGAGAGAGAUUUCAGUCUGUUGGCGUUUGACCCUGAUGGAGACAGUGUUGGAUGCAGAUAUGGAACCACAGAUUCAGAAUGUAACCCCUGCACAUCGCCAUCUGUUCUCAGCCUCUCUUCUUCAUCCUGCACUCUGUCAUUCAGCCCCACUAACAGCACCAAUGAAGGUCCAUAUGUUGUACAGUUGGUCAUGGAGGACUUUCCCAGGGAGAUUAUCGCUCUGACUCGCUCUGAUGGGGUGCAGACCAUCAUAACGUCCAGCUUCGCUAUGAGUAAACUACCUGUCCAGUUUGUUUUAAGGGUGGACCCUGCGGUGCCAUCCUGCACAGAGGGACUCUAUCUGCCCAGGUUCCUGUCUCCGACCCCGGCCAACAGAGCUCAGCUGUUCACCCCUGCCAAUCAGGCUCUGGAAAUCAGCAUCAAUGCAGAGGCAAAUAACUCCACGAUUUCUAAGCUGCUGUUCAGCGGGCCGCACAACAUAAUCAGUAAUUCAUUAGGAGCAGGACAAUACAUCUUAAGAUGGACGCCGUCUGAGGCAGAGGAUGGAGAGAGCCACCCCGUCUGUUUUAUCGUCCAAGCAGAAUUGAAUUCAGACAAAUAUGACUCAGAGCUUCGAUGCAUCAUAGUGAGUGUUGGAAACGAUUCAUCAGUAACCACAACCAGUCAGCCAACAACUACAGCAGUAGCUACAACAAACAUCACCACACCACAACCUACAACCACAGCUCUCCCAGCAACUACAAACAUCACCACACCACAACCUACAACCACAGCUCCCCCAACUACAACAGACAUCACCACACCACAACCUACAACCACAGCUCCCCCAACAACUACAAACAUCACCACACCACAACCUACAACCACAGCUCCCCCAGCAACUACAAACAUCACCACACCACAACCUACAACCACAGCUCUCCCAGCAACUACAAAUAUCACCACACCACAACCUACAACCACAGCUCCCCCAACUACAACAAACAUCACCACACCACAACCUACAACCACAGCUCCCCCAACAACUACAACAAACAUCACCACACCACAACCUACAUCCACAGCUCUCCCAACAACUACAAACAUCACCACACCACAACCUACAACCACAGCUCCCCCAACAACUACAAACAUCACCACACCACAACCUACAACCACAGCUCCCCCAACAACUACAAACAUCACCACACCACAACCUACAACCACAGCUCCCCCAACAACUACAACAAACAUCACCACACCACAACCUACAACCACAGCUCCCCCAACAACUACAACAAACAUCACCACACCACAACCUACAUCCACAGCUCUCCCAACAACUACAAACAUCACCACACCACAACCUACAACCACAGCUCCCCCAACAACUACAAACAUCACCACACCACAACCUACAACCACAGCUCCCCCAACUACAAACAUCACCACACCACAACCUACAACCACAGCUCUCCCAGCAACUACAAACAUCACCACACCACAACCUACAACCACAGCUCCCCCAACUACAACAAACAUCACCACACCACAACCUACAACCACAGCUCCCCCAGCAACUACAAACAUCACCACACCACAACCUACAACCACAGCUCUCCCAGCAACUACAACAAACAUCACCACACCACAACCUACAACCACAGCUCUCCCAGCAACUACAACAAACAUCACCACACCACAACCUACAACCACAGCUCUCCCAGCAACUACAAAUAUCACCACACCACAACCUACAACCACAGCUCCCCCAACAACUACGACAAACAUCACCACACCACAACCUACAACCACAGCUCCCCCAACAACUACAAACAUCACCACACUACAACCUACAACCACAGCUCUCCCAACAACUACAAACAUCACCACACUACAACCUACAACCACAGCUCCCCCAACAACUACAAACAUCACCACACCACAACCUACAACCACAGCUCCCCCAACAACUACAAACAUCACCACACCACAACCUACAACCACAGCUCCCCCAACAACUACAACAAACAUCACCACACCACAACCUACAACCACAGCUCCCCCAACAACUACAACAAACAUCACCACACCACAACCUACAACCACAGCUCCCCCAACAACUACAACAAACAUCACCACACCACAACCUACAACCACAGCUCCCCCAACAACUACAAACAUCACCACGCCACAACCUACAACCACAGCUCCCCCAACAACUACGACAAACAUCACCACACCACAACCUACAACCACAGCUCCCCCAACUACAACAAACAUCACCACACCACAACCUACAACCACAGCUCCCCCAACAACUACAACAAACAUCACCACACUACAACCUACAACCACAGCUCCCCCAACAACUACAAUAAACAUCACCACACCACAACCUACAACCACAGCUCCCCCAACAACUACAACAAACAUCACCACACCACAACCUACAACCACAGCUCCCCCAACAACUACAAACAUCACCACGCCACAACCUACAACCACAGCUCCCCCAACAACGACGACAAACAUCACCACACCACAACCUACAACCACAGCUCCCCCAACUACAACAAACAUCACCACACCACAACCUACAACCACAGCUCCCCCAACAACUACAACAAACAUCACCACACCACAACCUACAACCACAGCUCCCCCAACAACUACAACAAACAUCACCACACUACAACCUACAACCACAGCUCCCCCAACAACUACAACAACCAUCACCACACCACAACCCACAACCACAGCUCCCCCAACAACUACCACACCAACUACAACAACCAUUACCACACCACAACCUACAACCACAACUCCUCCAACAACUACCACACCAACUACAACAACCAUCACCACACCACAACCCACAACCACAGCUCCCCCAACAACUACCACACCAACUACAACAACCAUUACCACACCACAACCUACAACCACAACUCCUCCAACAACUACCACACCAACUACCACAACCAUCACCACACCACAACCCACAACCACAGCUCCCCCAACAACUACCACACCAACUACAACAACCAUCACCACACCACAACCCACAACCACAGCUCCCCCAACAACUACCACACCAACUACCACAACCAUCACCACACCACAACCCACAACCACAGCUCCCCCAACAACUACCACACCAACUACAACAACCAUCACCACACCACAACCCACAACCACAGCUCUCCUAACAACUACAACAGCAAGUCCACCAUCAGUUACCACACCUGAUGUUUCUAACACAAAUGUUGUAGCUCUGACAAUGAGGCUUUCCUCUUCCAUUCCACUGUCUGAGGACUUCAUCAGGAGCACCAUCAUACAACAGAUAAAAGAUGAACUGGUGAGACAAGGGCUGCCAUCUGACACGACUGUCAACCUCGUGAGUAGCACGCAAGUGUAAUUUACGACCACAGCAAUCCCUGAUGAUUCAGCGUCAACAUUUAUUGACCCCUGGAGAGAAACGUUGUCAGCAGUUGCCUGUCAUAUUCAGAACAGCAAGUUCAGCAAACAGCUUUUCAAAAAUAUGUUUUCCUUGAUUCUCAAAAAGAUGAAUACUUGUAAGAUGAAUUUCAUUGAUCCUUUUGUGGAGAGAGAACAUAACAUGAAUAUGUAAAUGUAUGUAUUCCAGAUUGGACAUUCUUGAUUAGUUAUAAUAACUUUAUUUAUAUAGCAUCUUUAAAAACAGAGUUUACAAAGUGCUUUGACUGUCGAUUUAUAAUAAAGCCAUCUUCACAAACAAA
This is a messenger RNA of Epinephelus fuscoguttatus (brown-marbled grouper), 4384 nucleotides long. RefSeq names its product mucin-2-like. NCBI's taxonomy places the organism in Eukaryota, Metazoa, Chordata, Actinopteri, Perciformes, Serranidae. The record is from RefSeq and is a predicted model, not a curated record. The transcript is spliced from 11 exons. Bases 196 to 4044 code for a protein of 1282 amino acids.